AUGGACAGACUUCCAAAAAUUCCAAUGCCAAGUGGUCGCAUGACUCGUAACCAGCGUCGACUUUCUGAACAGCACCAAAAUCCAGUAGAGCAAGGCAAUGAUACUUCAGCACCAUCAGCACCAGGUCCAAGCCGUCGCACGAGCAGUAACCGGGAUCAAACUCAGGUUGUGCAAAGCGACAACAAUUCAGAUUUUUCGGCACCUUCGAAGAAAAGGAAAGGAAGUUUACGUAGUGAAGAUGAUGAACCAUCAGGUGGGACAUCAACUUCGAAUGAAGUCAAGAAAUUGGCGGGUCCAAAAGCUUCUCGAAACCGUCUGUUAAGCCUUUUAGAUCGGCAUGUCCAAAAGAAGAAACACGUGUCAAAUCCCUCUCGAACAACAAUUGCACAACCAUCAAAUCCCUCUCAAACAACGAUUACACAACCAUCAAAUUCCUCUCAAACGACAAUUACACAACCAUCAAAUCCAGAGGUUCAGGCGCCUAUAAUUCAGAGUCCUCCAAGUAUCCCACAAACAUCAAGCCCACAUGCUGAAAGUAGUUGUCAGGAGCAAUGUCAAGAAAAAGUUGAUGUCGUGGAGGAGGAACAAGAAUUCUCAUCAAGCAAGGUUGACUACUCAAGGUUUGAUGUUACGGAUCUUCAACAGAUGGUGUUGGAAGUUGGGCUUGACAGUAAGGGGAUGGACAAGGAUGAGUUGAUCCGAAACUGCCGGAUAUAUCAAGAUCUAAUAAUCUUGCCAAAUCGUCCAACAUCAACUGAGGAAAUAAUUAAGGUAGGCUCUAGCAAUUCAAAUACACAAGACUCGCAAGAACUUCCAACCAGCUUUUCACCUCUGAUUCAUCAACCCCUGGAAGACGAUGCAACUGCAAAUUCUGAACUGCAUCAAUCAUCAUAUUCUACAGCAGGUCCUAGGAACUCAAACACCAGACACUCACCCGAAAUCCUAGUCGAUGACCUCUCUGAUCGAUCAAUGCCACCCUCUUCUUCCAAGCGUAGAAACAAAGGGAAGGGACGAGCUCGUGUGCAAAUUGAGGAUGACUCAGACCAAGAAGCGCCUUUUACAGCCUUCAAAGGGAAAACAAAAAAGACCAGAGGUCGUGUAAGUCCGAGUGCAAACUCGGGUGAGGACUUGGGUCAGCCUGAUGGCAACAACACCUCGGGAGGAAUGGAUGCUGAUCUUGACAACAACUCGGGAAUGGAAGAAAAAAUGGACACUGAUUUCAAUAACAACUCGGGAGGAAUGGACAACGGGGAUAAAAUUUCAUACAGCGAACUCAAAAAACUAUUGCUGAUCACCAACAACAAGGUCGAAUUACUUACAGAUGAGUACCACACCUUGGCUCGAGUGGUGAAGGAUUUAGUGGAUGCGAAUGGCAAUAAAGGGGCUAAGAAAACCGCUCGAGGUGGCCGCACAGCAGUCCAUAUUCGCUUUCAUAUCGAUGCAAUGCUAGGGAGAACAUCAGAAACUAACCCGCUUCCGCCACCUGCUGCCUCUCAAGAGAAGGAUCGCUGGAUGUACGAGAAAGAUCUUGAGGAUGUAGAAUUUGACUUAGAAAACUUACCCAAGCCUCCUGACGAUCAUAAUCCCAUUGAUCCGCAUUUUCCAUACCCGGACGGCCCUGGUCAUCCUGAUGCAACUCCUCAGCAGCUGGCUGUGAUGUGGAAGUUAAUGAACGCGGUAGGUAUGGAAAGCUUUCGGCCAGAUUUUUCACAAUCUGCACAGUCACCGGAAAAUAAGUGGGUAUGGGGAAUUGCAGAGAAGAUUUUUAUCAAGUUGGUUGAGUGUGGUGAGUACCCGGGGGUAUCUUUGGAUAGGACAAAUAGGGAGUACAUCAAGGAAUGCUUUGAUUCCCAUUUUCAAACCCUUAAGAAGAGACAUCGUACGGAACAGUGGGAAACCGAGCGUAAAAUAGCGGCAGGUGUUGCUAACAGACGAGUCACACGGCUUGAACGCCUCAAAAAAGCACGAAGAAAAACGGUCAUGGAUACCCAGAAACUAUGGCGUCUUUUACCACUCAUUGAAACUACCUGCAGCGAUGAUGAGACUGAUACUGAGGGCAUAUCAAUAACCUCAUCACCUGGCGAAAGCACGGCAACUAUUGUACGAGCACUCCCGUGGCGCAGUGAAGGACUGUCCAACGUCUGGAAACGCCUAGAAGACUCUCAAGUGCGGCUCAAACAAAGUCUUGCUCCAAAAACCUCCUCCCCCAAUCGCGGCCGCCCCUCUCGUCCUCGUCUCCGUCGGCCGAAUGCACCUCCUAGUAAGAUUGUAGCUCCCAAAAAUUUACCGAAGGACUGCUAUGCACAGCCCUAUCUAGAAAGACUCUCGUCCAAUGAGAAAGCUUUACUCCACAUAGACGAGAAACCUAUAUUACUGGAAAUCCUUGCGGUGUUGGAUGAGCUCAAUUAUUGA
Messenger RNA from Melampsora larici-populina 98AG31, 2412 nucleotides. RefSeq lists its product as uncharacterized. Lineage: Eukaryota; Fungi; Basidiomycota; Pucciniomycetes; Pucciniales; Melampsoraceae. The transcript is spliced from 12 exons. The record is from RefSeq and is a predicted model, not a curated record. The coding region runs from base 1 to 2412 and encodes 803 amino acids.